AUGGACGACUCAUCACCCCAACAGCCGUCCUCUCCCGAAACCUCAAAAUUCUACGAACAACCAGCUUCAGAGUCAACCUCGUCCUUCAUGGCUUCACCGACAGCUUCCUCUCCACAAUCUCCCUCCAGGCCCCCUUCGCUGGGCUCGCCAGGAAACAGCAUAAGUCCUACCAUGAACCCCUCCUCCGCCCCGCUAGGCCCUGUCAAUGCAGCGAGACGACCUGGCCCGCUGCCUUCACGCGCGAGUGGGUUGAACUCUGAUAUUCAGGCAAAGAUGAAGGCCUUCUCUCUAUCUCGGCAGGGUGCACCUCCCACAAAAGCACAAACUGCGGGGUUUACCAGUCAACAGCACGGUGCUUUUGUAGGCGGCGCGUUGACAGGAGCUCCUCCUCCUUCCCCGAACUCUUCUGCAGCCAAUCUUCGACUACCCCCGGGUAUGCAACGACCGAGCGCACCGAAUUUUGGCUCCUCGCCUUCUCCGAUUCCCGGCAGUCCUCGAGUGAUGACUCCCAGGCCUCCCAUGGGUGGAUUAGCAGCAAAACGAGGUUUGAAGCCAGGUGGCAUGAAAUUGUCAGAUGCGCACAAACCUGCCCCUGCUGGACAGGAGGAGGACAAGACAGACACUGGCUCUCAAUUCAACAAGUACUCAAACAUCAUUGAUACCAAAAAGGGGACUCUAAAUUUCCACAACAAAGCGGUUAUCCACGGGAGUGGUAUCGAUUUUGCUGGUGGCAGUACCUUUUCAAUUUCUUUAGACGAGGUCGACACGCUGUCAGAGUUGGGUAAGGGCAAUUAUGGAACGGUUUUCAAAGUCAGGCACGCACGGCCCAAGAUGAGACGCCCUGGGUUGGGUCUCCGAGGCAAUAUGGUGCGGCAAUCAUCAGCCUCCAUUCCCAAAGAUGACGAAGAGGUAGAUUCACAAUCAGACACAAAAGGGACAAGCGGGCUUGUCAUGGCCAUGAAAGAAAUCCGCCUCGAGCUCGAGGACUCAAAGUUUGCGGCCAUCAUCAUGGAGUUGGACAUUCUACACCGAUGUGUAUCACCUUUCAUUAUCGAUUUCUAUGGCGCAUUUUUUCAAGAAGGUUCUGUUUAUAUCUGCAUUGAAUACAUGGACGGUGGUUCUGUGGACAAGUUAUACGGGGAUGGGGUCCCUGAAGGAGUCCUCAAGAAAAUCACCUUGUCGACAGUUAUGGGGCUCAAAUGCCUCAAGGACGAACACAAUAUCAUCCACCGAGAUGUCAAACCGACGAAUAUACUGGUCAACACGCGAGGCCAAGUCAAGAUCUGUGACUUUGGGGUCAGCGGCAAUCUUGUGGCUUCAAUAGCCAAAACAAAUAUUGGGUGCCAGAGCUACAUGGCACCAGAACGCAUAUCAGGGGGCGGCAUGGCUCAAGUCGGCGCUGGCGGAGGCACCUAUAGCGUGCAGUCCGAUAUCUGGUCACUCGGUCUCACCAUCAUCGAAUGCGCACUCGGCCGAUAUCCUUAUCCCCCCGAAACCUACGACAAUAUAUUUAGCCAGCUUAGUGCCAUUGUGGAUGGUGAGCCUCCAGAUCUUCCAGCUGAUCAAUUCUCCGAAGCAGCCAUUGAUUUUGUACGGGGCUGCCUGAACAAAAUUCCCCGGCUCAGACCAACCUACGCCAUGCUGCUCCGACAUGCAUGGCUCGCACCACUACUGAAGCCACCCACGAUUUCCGAGGACGAGGAAGGCGAGCAGGCUGCCGAGGCCGGCAUCGAGUCCGCCUUCUCAAAUAGUGAAACUCCAGACACUGCGGACAAAGAAGUUGCAGAUUGGGUAAUGAGCGCACUGGAGAAGAAAAAAGCGGGCAAAUUGGCAUCACAUAAGAAGCCAGCACUGCACGAAGCACCGCUCGACGCGGUUCCCGGUAGCCCUCUACUCACCCAUGACGGACCUAUGCCGUUGGGCGGAGAUGCAACGGCCCCUGAUGUCAAGGCCAACGUUGGAGUGAGGAUCGAUUCAAGGGAUUUAUUGGCGGCAAGGGUAGAGGGUAUAGAUUUUGCUUCAUGA
Fonsecaea nubica is the source of this 2025-nucleotide messenger RNA. RefSeq lists its product as hypothetical. The record is from RefSeq and is a predicted model, not a curated record. Bases 1 to 2025 code for a protein of 674 amino acids. Gene Ontology annotation, biological process: protein phosphorylation; MAPK cascade; cellular hyperosmotic response. NCBI's taxonomy places the organism in Eukaryota, Fungi, Ascomycota, Eurotiomycetes, Chaetothyriales, Herpotrichiellaceae. Gene Ontology annotation, molecular function: MAP kinase kinase activity; ATP binding. The transcript has 2 exons.